This is a messenger RNA of Cydia fagiglandana, 444 nucleotides long. RefSeq lists its product as uncharacterized. The record is from RefSeq and is a predicted model, not a curated record. NCBI's taxonomy places the organism in Eukaryota, Metazoa, Arthropoda, Insecta, Lepidoptera, Tortricidae. The transcript is spliced from 3 exons. Bases 9 to 410 code for a protein of 133 amino acids.
AUCCAACAAUGUCUCCCCCCGUUCCAUCGUUUAAAGUAGACGGUACUGCCACGGGUAUGAUCAUCCCGGUAUCAAAGGGAACGUAUUUCAACACGAAAUGGGUGCCGAAGCAGGUCCAGUUAUGCCCAUAUGACAUGUUGUACCACCCUCCAGACUAUAACCCUAAGGCCGCGCGAUCCGACCGCCAGGAACCCAAGAUCAUAAGGAGGAAUAUAUGGGACCAGGAAUAUCACAAAGGCAUACCUUCAACAUCUCAUUUUGUCCUCGGCCGACCGAAGUGGAAAAUACUCGACGUUCCAACCAAGGAAUUUGUUAAAAUACAAGUGACAAACGAGAAUCCCCACACCCGGAUUUACAACGUGCUGGAGUGGGCCGUUCUACUCAACGAAGGGAAAAAUCUUUGCGAAUAAAUCAUACGCCGAUGUAAUGAAUACCAGAAGCCAC